Molecule: messenger RNA, 811 nt
Organism: Moneuplotes crassus
Lineage: Eukaryota; Ciliophora; Spirotrichea; Euplotida; Euplotidae
Source: the annotation of a GenBank genome assembly
AAUAUUUCAUUAUGGCUCCAAAGUUUUUGUCUCAAUCGAGAUUUACAGUUUUGAUUGCUACACUUUUGAUAGUGAUCAGCCUCUCUUCAGCAACACUACUAAAAAAUCAAAGAAGGACUCUUCCAAAUUUCCAUAAAGUGACAGAUAAUGGAUCUGUGAUUCACAAUAAGUUAAGUAACAGUGCUUUCUUUUUGGGUCAAACUCAAGCCCCUACACAAGCUCCUCAGGCUCCAACGAACACUUCUCAAGCUCCACGCCAAAAUCUACAAACUUCUGCAGGAUCUGCUCAACCUCAACCAAAAACCCAAAGCUCUCAGAGUGCUCAGCCCUCUGCUCCAGCACCAAGACCUGUGAAAUCAGAUGAUGAAUUCAGAAAGGUUGAUAGCUAUCAGCAAUACUUGAUCAACCUGAUCAAGCCAACCUAUUUAAAAGAAUUUGAGACUCCUUUCAAAAACAUUACUGCAGUUGGAAGCGACCACGUCUACGAUCUUAUUGACUACUAUGAUGACAGGAUUCUCCUCAUUGACUUUUACACAAGAAAGGGCAACCAUGAGGAUGUUGUCAGUGACCUAAAGACUCUCAUUGGGGAUAACAAGAAGUGAUAUGACCAGAUUCUCUACAUCGAUUGCAAUGCAGACCUUAGAUAUGAGUUCUACAAUAUCCUAUAUGACCUUAACCUGCUGACCCAGCCUCUUAACUACUUCCCUAACUUCUUAGUCCUUAAGAAGGGACAAGGCGAUAUGAUCAGAGGUGAUGAUUCUGCCCAAUUGAUUUACGAAAAAGUAUUAAGCAUGCUAGAGUAAAUUAUUCA